AUGGCACGGUUGAACGUCGUGCUCUUUGCUCUCACUCUCGGCGUGGUCGAGGGAGCCCGUCAUGCCAAAAUGUUUGAAAGUGAUGAUGCGCUUCUCGCGUGCACGGAUUUCACGACUGAAGAUCGUCUGAUUAUUGCUGCAGCCGACAAACCAUAUUGGGACUACAUGUACGAGACAGGCACAUACUACACGCAGGCCAGGUUCAGGCACAGCACGAAGGCUGAACUCGACAAGUUCAAGUCCAAGUUGACCUGCACGGAGAUCAUCGGCAAGAUGCCGAGGACCCUGAAGUGCGCCAAGUGCGCCAGCACCAACACCAACAAGCCCAGCUUGUGGCUUUCGAGGUGUGCGGCUGCAAAGGACCUGGACGACUUCAAGCGCAUCCAGGAGGAAGUUGCCUCUGAGGACGGCAGCUGCCUAGUUGGGGGCGACUUGAGCUUUGGUCAAACGGUCAGCGAGUGUUCUGCGAGCAAAGUUAUCGACAUGGAUGCGUAUAACUUCACAGUGUUCCAAAGCUGCGUUAUGGAGAGCGAUGCAGAGCUCGAGAAGGAAAAAACAGACCUGCAAGCCAAGAUAUUGAGUCUUAAAGAGAGCUCCCAGUCGAUAGAUAACAAGCACGCGCUACUUGACAAACUUUUCCGAGCCCACUGA
Prorocentrum cordatum is the source of this 651-nucleotide messenger RNA. The record is from the annotation of a GenBank genome assembly. Lineage: Eukaryota; Dinophyceae; Prorocentrales; Prorocentraceae.